UGUAGAAACCUUUGCUGGGAUUACACAUGCCGGUUCAUGUAGCCUCUCGCCUCUAUUGUUGUGUUUUUCUUAAUAAAACAUGGAUUGGUGACAUUCUUGAAACAUCACAUCAUAAUGGAAUCUUCCUUUCGGAUAUUCCACAGUUCUUUCUUCAACUUCCUGAACUGAACUUACCUUUUUUUUUUUUUUUAAUCUUACGGAGUUUAGAACUUCCAGUAAUUUCUAACCCUUUUCAGUUAUUCAAGAACUCCUCUAGUCUUGGAAAUUUAAUCACACAGCUUCGUCUUGUUUUAUUUGUUUAUAUGCGAGUUUCAGUUUUUCUAGGUUGGGAAUGGGAAGAUUAAGGUCCUCCUUUUUCUCUGCAAUUAUACUACUUGAAAUACUUCAAGAGACAACUGCUUAUGGAGACCAUCCUUUUUCAAGAAUUGCUAUACACAAAACAAGUUUUGCUCUUACUGAUCUUGCUUAUAUUAAAGCCUUUCCUCCUGUUCUUGGACUAAAGGAAGAGAACUUAGAGUGGGUGACAGUAGAGUACAGUAAUCCAAUUCCAUCAGUCGAUGAUUGGAUUGGAGUAUUUUCUCCUGCCAAUUUCAGUGCUUCUACCUGUCCCUCAGAAAAUCCAAGAGUGUAUCCUCCUCUAUUAUGUUCUGCACCUAUAAAGUUUCAGUAUGCCAAUUAUUCUAGUCCUAAGUAUCAAGAUUCAGGAAAAGGGUCACUGAAGCUGCAACUGAUCAACCAGAGAUUGGACUUCUCUUUUGCACUCUUUACCGGUGGUUUUUUAAGUCCGAAGUUGGUGGCGGUGUCAAAUACAGUUGCUUUCUUAAAUCCAAAUGCACCGGUCUAUCCACGCUUAGCACAAGGAAGAACAUGGAAUGAAAUGACUGUGACAUGGACAAGUGGAUAUGGGAUCAAUGAAGCAGAACCUUUUGUUGAAUGGGGUUCUAAAGGAGGUGAUCCUACCCGUUCUCCAGCUGGAACACUGACUUUUGACCGUAAUAGCAUGUGCGGUGCACCGGCGAGGACUGUGGGAUGGCGUGAUCCUGGAUAUAUACACACUAGCUUUUUGAAGGAUUUGUGGCCCAAUGAAAUGUAUUCCUACAAGUUGGGACAUAGAUUGUUCAAUGGUACUUAUGUUUGGAGUCCAGAAUAUCAGUUUAAAGCAUCUCCGUAUCCUGGACAAAAUUCUCUACAACGUGUAGUCAUUUUUGGUGACAUGGGAAAGGGUGAAGUUGAUCAUUCUAGUGAAUAUAAUGAUUUUCAACCUGGCUCUCUAAACACCACUAAGCAGCUUAUUGAAGAAUUGAAUAACAUUGAUAUAGUAUUCCACAUUGGAGAUAUAUGUUAUGCAAAUGGAUACUUAUCACAAUGGGAUCAGUUUACUGCACAAAUUGAGCCAAUUGCAUCAACCAUCCCUUACAUGAUUGCCAGUGGCAACCAUGAGCGAGACUGGCCGGGGACAGGAUCCUUCUAUGGGAACAUGGAUUCUGGGGGAGAGUGUGGUGUUUUGGCUGAGACCAUGUUCUAUGUCCCUGCAGAGAACAGGGCAAAGUUUUGGUACUCUACUGACUAUGGCAUGUUUCGAUUCUGCAUUGCUGACACAGAACAUGAUUGGAGAGAAGGAACAGAACAGUACAAGUUUAUUGAGAAAUGCCUAGCGUCUGUGGAUAGACAAAAGCAACCCUGGUUGAUCUUUCUUGCACAUCGAGUAUUGGGUUAUUCUUCUUGUAUCACUUAUGCUGUAGAAGGAUCAUUUGAGGAACCGAUGGGAAGAGAAAGCCUUCAAAAACUCUGGCAGAAGUACAAGGUUGAUAUUGCCAUAUAUGGUCAUGUGCACAACUACGAAAGAACAUGCCCAAUAUAUCAGAAUAUAUGCACCAGUAAAGAGAAGCAUUACUAUAAGGGCAGCCUGAAUGGGACAAUACAUGUGGUUGCUGGCGGUGCAGGAGCAUUUCUUUCACCAUAUACUACACUCCAAACAGCAUGGAGUUUGUAUAAAGACUAUGAUCAUGGAUUUGUAAAACUUACUGCAUUUGACCAUUCCAACCUGUUGUUUGAGUACAAGAAGAGCAGAGAUGGAAAAGUUUAUGACUCUUUCAGGAUAUCCAGAGAUUAUAGGGAUAUAUUGGCCUGCACCGUUGAUAGUUGCUCGAGUACAACACUAGCAUAUUGAUUUGUUCAUAUAUUAAAAAGUGUGUAUAUAUAUAAAAAAAGAACUUGCAUUUGUAAGUAUUAUGAAGUGUAACCGUCUUCUUUUUCUUUUUU
Messenger RNA from Jatropha curcas, 2262 nucleotides. RefSeq names its product putative inactive purple acid phosphatase 1. Gene Ontology annotation, molecular function: metal ion binding; acid phosphatase activity. Lineage: Eukaryota; Viridiplantae; Streptophyta; Magnoliopsida; Malpighiales; Euphorbiaceae. The record is from RefSeq and is a predicted model, not a curated record.